Brassica napus (rape) is the source of this 567-nucleotide messenger RNA. RefSeq lists its product as uncharacterized. NCBI's taxonomy places the organism in Eukaryota, Viridiplantae, Streptophyta, Magnoliopsida, Brassicales, Brassicaceae. The coding region runs from base 1 to 567 and encodes 188 amino acids. The record is from RefSeq and is a predicted model, not a curated record. The transcript has a single exon. Gene Ontology annotation, molecular function: RNA-DNA hybrid ribonuclease activity; nucleic acid binding.
AUGGAACUAGUUAGAUAUGCUGAAAGUGAAUGCCAGGCUUGGUUUAAUGCCAAUGAGAGGAUACCGGAUAACCCACGUGAGCUGCACAAUGAGGAACUCCAAGCCAUAAGCUUGGAUAAUAUAUGUAUGGUGGAUGGACCAUGGACUUCCAUGGCACAGUUUAGUGGUUGCGGAUGGGUCUGGAAGGAUAGUCUGGGACAGACACAGCUUAUGGGAAUGCGCAACUUAAGUAGGAGAGAGACUUCUUUGCAUUCGGAAGUGGAGGCACUAAGGUGGGCAAUGGAGAGCAUGCUUCUACAUUCUUCGUGUCAGAGAUUUGGAACAGAUUGCAAAGACCUAAUAGCAAUGAUACGAGAACCUCAAGCUUGGCCAAGUUUCGCGACUGAAUUGGAGGCAAUAAAGACGCUCCAGCUAUGUUUUCCAGAAUUCAAGAUCUCUCACAUCCCACGAGCACAAAAUGGAAUAUCUGAUUCGUUAGCUAAAUCUGCUAGAUCCUUUUAUAGGAAGCUUUGUUACAUUGGUUGUUCUAUUCCUGUCUGGUUACCCAGACCAUCUCAAGUUCUUUGA